This is a messenger RNA of Eriocheir sinensis (Chinese mitten crab), 1745 nucleotides long. It is a transcript of the gene mRpL54, whose product is annotated as 39S ribosomal protein L54, mitochondrial-like. NCBI's taxonomy places the organism in Eukaryota, Metazoa, Arthropoda, Malacostraca, Decapoda, Varunidae. Gene Ontology annotation, cellular component: mitochondrial large ribosomal subunit. The record is from RefSeq and is a predicted model, not a curated record. The coding region runs from base 37 to 471 and encodes 144 amino acids. The transcript has 4 exons. Gene Ontology annotation, molecular function: structural constituent of ribosome.
ACCUCACCUGUACAGCAAGAGCAAGAGCAAGAGAGCAUGGCGGUGUGCAGGGGACGAUUAUUCUCCUUAUUUUCCCUCCAUGGCGGCCCUUCAGCAGCCCCGCGCCUCCUGCUGCCUGCUGCCGCCUCAGGGACCCAGCAGCAGCGACAUUAUGCAAAGCCGCUAGCAGGCCUGGGCAAGAAGGGCGGCAAGACAAAGCUGGGGCCCACCGUGGAGAAAGUGCGGCUGCCUGUGGAGACCGACCCGGAGAAGCUGGUGAACUAUGUCUGCGGCUCCCACCCCGUCAAGGAGGACCGGCAGGACAUUAAGUUAGGGCCAGAUGAGGACUACCCGGACUGGCUAUGGACCCUAAGGACAGGAAAGCCGCCACCCCUUGAGGAGAUGGACCCCAACACCAAGCAGUACUGGCGGAAGCUGCGCACGAUGGCUAUGAGGGAGAAGAACAAGCUCAGGAAGACACAAAGGUUCUGAGCGAGGACGUAAAGAGGCGCUGAGGGAAGACAGAGAUUUUAAGGGUAGACUGAAGAGGAUAAAAAAGACACUGAAGGGAGAGACAGAGGUUAAAGAGAAGUCUGAGGAUGAUAAAAAAGAUACUGAAGGGAGUCACAGAGAUUUUUAAGGAAGACUGAAGAGGAUAAAAAAGAAACUGAAGGAAGACACAAGCUUUAAGGGAAGACUGAAGAAGUCCUGGAAAGGUAUAAUGAAGACAGAUUUUGAGGGAUGACUUAGAGGUUCAGGAAUAGGAAGUACAAAGGUGCUGAAGAGGCAGAAGAGCUGAAGGAACACACUGGUUUUAAGAGAAGACAGAAAAGGCUGUUAAGGAGUAAAAGAGGAUUUGAAGGAAGACUUACUUGAUUGUGAUAAGAGAUUUGAAGCAAGACUAAGAGGUUAUGAACAUAGAGUAAGAGGGUUUGAAGGAAGAGUAUUGGGUUCUGAAGGAGGAGUAAGAGGAUCAGAAAGAGGAGUAAGAGGCUCUGAAGAGGAAAGGAAGAAGAGGUGGUUUGGAAGAAGAAUAGCAGAAAUUGAGCAUAAUUAUGAGGUUCUAAAGAAAAGGAGAAGAAAAUGAAUGCAAUAAAAAGGCGUUGAAAGGAAGACAAAGAAGAAAAAAACAAAACAGUGAAGUUCUAAAGGAAAUAAAAAGGAGUUAGAUGUGAUUAAGAGUUUGAAAAAGGAAGACCUAAAAUUACUGAAGAAAGAGAAUGAAAAAGAGAAAACAGACCAAGAAAGAUAAUGUUAAAUAAUGUAAACAAAGACACCUAAGGAAUACAAGGGAUCUGAGGCCUGCUUUCACAGUCGCCCGGUACACACCCUAACCAAAGGCCCUACCAUCCCAUUAGCAGCCAUUAUCAUCCCCUCGAUCCGCUUUCACAAUCGCCGUUUUCGUGGUAUCAGCGACUACCAGCGUUGAAACGGUCGUGACAAGGCAAAGGCGUGUGAUUCGGCAGUGUUGGUUUGCUGGAGCGGCGGAAAAUGUCAACAUCACAUCAGCUGAGCGGAGGAUUAUGAAGAAGGAGCAGAGAUCGCCGCGCAUUGGUAACGAUCAAAACAAACAAAAGUGACUGAAAGCGACCCAAAAUUGUGACUAUAGAUUAUGAAUGCAAGAUAAGGAGUUUGAAGGAUCUAAAGGAAGGAUAAGGGUACAGAGAUGAGCACUGGGGCAUUACUUCCUAUCCUGUAGAGUCCUUGGUCAGUGUCCUUAAGUAAUUGUGAAAAGUGUAAAUAAGUAAUAAAAAUGUGUUGUUGUU